Messenger RNA from Saccoglossus kowalevskii, 435 nucleotides. RefSeq names its product 52 kDa repressor of the inhibitor of the protein kinase-like. Gene Ontology annotation, molecular function: protein dimerization activity. NCBI's taxonomy places the organism in Eukaryota, Metazoa, Hemichordata, Enteropneusta, Harrimaniidae. The record is from RefSeq and is a predicted model, not a curated record.
AUGGCCGACACCGAAGAUACGAUAGCCUCUUUCUUUUGGGAGGAUUUACCCAGCCCUGAUGAAUUCAAGCAAGAACUUCGGCUGUGGAGGCGAUAUUGGACUCCAGAAAAAGAUGCAGACGAGCUUCCAACCACUCUCUCGGGCACUCUGAAAAAGUUGAAAGUGGACGGCGUCGAGAAACUCUAUCCUAAUAUAAUCACCAUUUUUCGUAUGGUUCUUACCUUCUCUGCAACCAGUGCCACUGUUGAGCGAACCAAUUCAGCGCUGAGAUACGUGAAGAAUGUCUAUAGGUCAACCAUGGGUGAAGACAGGUUCAAUGCUCUGGUUCUUCUCUUCGUGCAUAAGGACAUUCCACUUGAUUACGGAAUAGUCAUUGAUAUGUAUGCUCGAAAACAUCCAAGACGGGUGCUCAUUGCUAAUCCAUUAUCAAAUUGA